AUGUGUGGUAUCUUUGGCUAUUGCAACUUUCUUGUGGAGAAAUCGAGAGGCGAAAUCUUAGAUACGCUAGUGGAAGGUUUGCAGAGACUUGAGUAUCGUGGCUACGAUUCUACAGGUGUCGCCAUCGAUGGUGAUGAACUGGACUCCACUACGAUUAUCAAGCAAAUUGGUAAAGUGGAUGCCUUGAAGGAAGAGAUUGCUAAAGUGAACCCGAACAGAGACGUCACAUUUGCGUCGCAUGUCGGUAUUGCCCACACAAGAUGGGCUACUCACGGUCAACCAAGACAGGUCAACUGCCACCCUCAACGGUCUGACGCGAACAACGAAUUCGUUAUCGUUCACAACGGUAUCAUCACGAACUUCAGAGAGUUGAAAACCCUCUUGACCAACAAGGGAUACAAGUUUGAGAGCGAAACAGACACAGAGUGUAUUGCCAAGCUUUUCAAACACAUUUAUGAUACGAACACUCAAAACGGUAACGAACUGGACUUCCACGAACUGACCAAACUAGUGCUUUUGGAGUUGGAAGGUUCCUAUGGGUUGCUGUGUAGAUCCUCUCAUUACCCUGACGAGGUCAUUGCCACGCGGAAGGGUUCGCCCCUUUUGAUCGGUGUGAAGUCCGAAAAGAAACUGAAAAUGGACUUUGUGGACGUCGAAUUCCCAGAUGAUACUGAAAACAGACCCGAGACUCCGCUGCGUGGGAACACCCCAACGGGGAGAAAUGGUGCGAUUUCUGUUACCAGCAACAAGAAGAAUCCGAACGCGUUCAUCAGUAAUAGCCAUUCUGAUAACGACAAUCUUCUUCCAAUUGCUGCCAACCAUUUUAACCUAAGACACUCUCAGUCGAGGGCCUUCCUAUCGGAGGAUGGGUCCCCUGCUCCAAUGGAGUUCUUCUUGUCCUCUGAUGCGUCGUCUGUUAUCAAGCACACCAAAAAAGUCCUAUUUUUGGAAGAUGACGAUAUUGCGCACAUCUACGACGGUGAACUUCACAUCCACAGAUCGAGAAGGGAAGUAGGAGCCUCCAUGACAAGAUCCAUUCAAACUUUGGAAAUGGAGCUAGCUCAAAUCAUGAAGGGACGUUACAAACAUUUCAUGCAGAAGGAAAUCUACGAGCAACCAGAAUCCACCUUCAACACCAUGAGAGGGAGAAUUGAUUUCGAAAAUAAUAGAAUUACACUGGGUGGGCUGAAGGCUUGGUUACCUGCGAUUAGAAGAGCGCGGAGACUUAUCAUGAUAGCGUGUGGUACUUCUUAUCACUCCUGUUUGGCCACACGCGCUAUAUUCGAGGAACUGUCCGAUAUCCCAGUCAGCGUAGAGUUAGCCUCUGACUUUUUGGACAGAAAGUCUCCCGUGUUUAGAGAUGACAUCUGCAUUUUUGUGUCUCAGAGUGGUGAAACCGCGGAUACGAUGCUUGCCCUGAAUUACUGUCUAGAGAGAGGUUCGCUUACAGUUGGUAUUGUGAAUAGUGUGGGUUCUUCGCUCUCAAGGGCAACGCACUGUGGUGUCCACAUAAACGCUGGCCCAGAAAUCGGUGUUGCCUCUACAAAGGCCUACACUUCUCAAUACAUCGCUCUAGUGAUGGUCGCACUGUCAUUGUCUGAUGACAGAGUAUCCAAGCUGCAGAGACGAAAUGACAUAAUUCAAGGGUUGAAGCAGAUCCCUCAACAAAUUAAGAAAGUGCUGGACCUAGAACCAAAGAUUAAGAAACUGUGCCAGAAUAAAUUAAAGAAUCAGAAAUCUUUGCUGAUUUUGGGUAGGGGUUACCAGUUUGCAUCCGCUUUGGAGGGUGCCUUAAAGAUUAAAGAAAUCUCGUAUAUGCAUUCAGAGGGUGUAUUGGCUGGGGAGUUGAAGCACGGUGUUUUGGCUUUGGUUGAUGAAAACUUGCCAAUAAUCGCGUUUGGAACGAGGGAUUCCUUGUUCCCCAAGGUUGUUUCUUCUAUUGAACAGAUCACUGCCAGAAAAGGCCAUCCAAUUAUUAUUUGCAAUGACAACGACGAGGUAUGGUCGAAGAAAGCGGAAGGAACGAAAUUGGAAACGUUGAAUGUUCCCCAGACUGUUGACUGCCUACAAGGUUUGUUGAACAUUGUUCCUCUGCAGUUGAUAUCGUACAGACUGGCUGUGGAUAAGGGGAUCGAUGUCGAUUUCCCAAGAAACCUGGCUAAGUCGGUCACUGUCGAAUAG
Messenger RNA from Huiozyma naganishii CBS 8797, 2181 nucleotides. It is a transcript of the gene GFA1, whose product is annotated as glutamine--fructose-6-phosphate transaminase (isomerizing) GFA1. The coding region runs from base 1 to 2181 and encodes 726 amino acids. Gene Ontology annotation, biological process: fructose 6-phosphate metabolic process; protein N-linked glycosylation; UDP-N-acetylglucosamine metabolic process. NCBI's taxonomy places the organism in Eukaryota, Fungi, Ascomycota, Saccharomycetes, Saccharomycetales, Saccharomycetaceae. The transcript has a single exon. The record is from RefSeq and is a predicted model, not a curated record. Gene Ontology annotation, molecular function: L-glutamine:D-fructose-6-phosphate transaminase (isomerizing) activity; carbohydrate derivative binding.